AUGGGCAGCACAGGCACGGGCAGCAACAGGCAGCACAGGCUCGGGCAGCAACGAGCGGCAACAGGCAGCACAGGCACGGGCAGCAACAGGCGGCAACGGGCAGCACAGGCACGGGCAGCAACAGGCAGCAACGGGCAGCACAGGCACAGGCAGCAACGGGCGGCAACAGGCAGCACAGGCACGGGCAGCAACAGGCAGCACAGGCACGGGCAGCAACGGGCGGCAACAGGCAGCACAGGCACGGGCAGCAAUGGGCGGCAACGGGCAGCACAGGCACGGGCAGCAACGGGCGGCAACGGGCAGCACAGGCACGGGCAGCAACGGGAGGCAACGGGCAGCACAGGCACAGGCAGCAACGGGCGGCAACAGGCAGCACAGGCACGGGCAGCAACAGGCAGCACAGGCACGGGCAGCAACGGGCGGCAACAGGCAGCACAGGCACGGGCAGCACAGGCACGGGCAGCAACGGGCGGCAACGGGCACCACAGGCACAGGCAGCAACGGGCGGCAACGGGCAGCACAGGCACGGGCAGCAACAGGCAGCAACGGGCAGCACAGGCACAGGCAGCAACAGGCAGCACAGGCACGGGCAGCAACGGGCAGCAACAGGCAGCACAGGCACGGGCAGCAACGGGCGGCAACGGGCAGCACAGGCACGGGCAGCAACGGGCGGCAACGGGCAGGAACCAUGAUGCAAUGGGGAGAGUGUUAGAGGGUGGGUUGGGGAGUCUGGAAUGGGGAUCCAUGAUCUCCAUGGAAACCCGAUGGAGUUAG
Molecule: messenger RNA, 774 nt
Organism: Closterium sp. NIES-65
Lineage: Eukaryota; Viridiplantae; Streptophyta; Zygnematophyceae; Desmidiales; Closteriaceae
Source: the annotation of a GenBank genome assembly